GGUCGCCCGGAACCUGGGCGCCCUGGCGGGAUUCCCGGGGUGCACGUGGGUUUGGGAGAAGGAGCCUAGCCCGCGGGGAGGGGCGGCCUUGCCCGGCUGGGCGUUGCGGGAAUUGGUGUCAUCUGGGACCCAUCCCGAAGCUCCACCGGGCUGCGCGGUCUCCUUUCUGCUCUUACCCAAACCUUUCCUCAGUGACCUUGGGGUCAGUUGGGGAUUUUUUUUUGUACUUGGCUUGGAUGCCUUCUGCCCCCCGCCCCGCCCUCUUGGGCUUCGUUUCUUCCAGGGCCCUGAAAUGGGAUGCCGGGUCUCCGGGGGGGAGGGGAAGGAGAAGGGCGACUGCAAACCGGAGAGGUUACGUGAUUUGUCCAAGGUCACCCGGUUCGGGUGGGCGGGAGACUGGAUUGAACUCCGAACCUCAGAUUCCAAAUCUGGUGUUGCCUGCGCCCUCCCGUUGAAUUUCAAACCCUUUCAGGCCACAAGUAUUUAUCAGGUGACAGAUCCACAUAUCAAAAACAAUAUGGCUGCACAAAUAUCAGAAACUGAUCAAAUUAAACAGUUUAAAGAAUUUCUUGGAACUUACAAUAAACUCACAGAAACCUGUUUUCUGGAUUGUGUUAAAGACUUCACAACAAGAGAGGUCAAACCUGAAGAGUCUACCUGCUCAGAACACUGCCUACAAAAAUAUUUAAAAAUGACACAAAGAAUAUCCUUGAGAUUUCAAGAGUAUCAUAUUCAACAGAAUGAAGCUUUGGCUGCCAAAGCAGGACUCCUUGGCCAACCACGAUAGAAAAGUGUUAAUGGAUGGACCUUUCCUUAAAGCAUUGCCAACAGUUGUUUCAUUGGAAGUGAGAGUUCUUUUGAUCUUUAACUGUUGUGGAUAUUUUCACCAGCUGAUUGUGAGCAUUUUGCAAGUGGAAACCACUGAAGAAACAAAUGUGCUUCUUACCUGGAAUCAGCAAAGUACAGGAUCUUGUCUUAUUGUGCAGUGAAAAUAUUAAGAUGCAGUCUGUGUUGGGGCCUUACAAUUUCAACAGCCUGGCCACUUGAUUAGCAAAAUAAACCAUUGUUUCUUCAA
Molecule: messenger RNA, 1075 nt
Organism: Sarcophilus harrisii (Tasmanian devil)
Lineage: Eukaryota; Metazoa; Chordata; Mammalia; Dasyuromorphia; Dasyuridae
Gene: TIMM9
Product: translocase of inner mitochondrial membrane 9
Exons: 4
Coding region: 293-787 (164 amino acids)
Source: RefSeq, a predicted model, not a curated record